GUGUGUGUGGGUUUGUGUGUGUAUUUGUGUGCACGCUGAUGGGAAAGCAAGCGAGUCAGGGAGGGCUGCCUCUCCUCUCUCCGCUGUCACCACCAUCCUCCUUGUCCUCCGCCGCCAUGGAGCUCCAGCAGCCUGAAUCACCGCAGCAUCUGCACAAAGGGCCGAGGUAGAUGCGUGCGCGGUGCUCACUCGGGCCGGUAUGGAGUGCUCGGGCCCGAGGAGGUGGGCCUCGGGCUCUGCUGUCGUGUUCCUUCACACUCUGGCCUUAUCCUGGACAGGAGAACGCGACGCACUGGUUCAACUGCCAAUCAGACGGCUGGGACGCCCGCGCCCAUCCCUCACUCACCUGGUACCUGAACGGGGAGCGGCAAAGAGAGCCGCCUCACCAGCCGCCGCCGCCACACCGCGGCCGGCAGGCCAUGGCGACCUCGCCGCGGGGAGGUCCCGAGGCCUCGAGGCCGGCGCCGCCGCGGGCCAAUCCCAACAGCACCUUCCCUCUGCGGGCCCGGAGGUGGGACAGGGAGCUGGUGUGCGUGGCGUCGGACCCCAGGACGGGGGAGCGCCGCAACGCCACGGUGACGCUCAACGUCCAGUUUCAGCCGGAGAUCCUCAGGCUGAACGGCCACUACGGCGAGACCUCUGACCCCGGCCUCUCCCUGGUCCUCUUCGCCCUGGUGAGGUCCAACCCGCCCGCCACCAUCACCUUCGUGGACCAGUCCGGGCGGCUGGUGGCCAACACCUCCGACCUGCUGGUGCUGGACUCGCGGCGGCACCCCUGGCUGACCAAUCACACGCUCAAGGUCACGCUGGGCAACCUGUCGGGGAACAUCUCGCUGAACGUCAGCAACAGCGUGGGAACGGUGCAGAGCAACCUCACGCUGGCAGAGUUCCUGCGGUCCCGCGUGGAGGUGUCCAUGCUGGGGAUCGUGACCGGGGGAGCCAUGGCCUUCAUGGCCCUCCUCAUCCUCAGUCUGAUUGUUCUCUGCCUCAUGCAGAAAAACAAGAGCAAGGCCUUUGAUGAGCCAGUGGAGAUUCUGAUGACCAAGAAAAGCGACUCAGCCAACCUGAAGACAGAGACCGUGGACAAGACCUACAUCCCCAGGGAGAACAUGUCUGUGCCUUCAAACAUGCAGCUCAACGACCUCAACACUCUGAGAAAAGCCCGAGAGGCCGCCCAGCAGAUCCUUGUGGGCGAGAAGAAGGACGAGGAGGACGAAGAUCUUUCUCUCGCCUACGCCGCCAGAGGUUUCGCCCGAUAUCCCAUGGUGGGCUACAUCUACAAGGUGAGCAGCACAAGCAGUGAGGAGAUCUGGCUCUGACCUCGAAGUCACGCGCACAAAAAGUCACGCCGCACGCAUGCAAAGCGACCCCCCCCCCCCCCGAACCGAGAGACGGGGCCCGCCGGUGGUCAGCCAAUCACCUUCCAGCCCCGGAAACCAGGACGACCUCGACACGCUCUGCUCCGCCGGGUCGUCCCCCAACUUGAGCUCGUUGCUCGCCAAAACAAAAGCGCCCGUUUUGGGGUUUUUUUUGUCUGUGGAUCAAGUUCUUGGACAUUAUUUCCACGGCUAUGCUCAUGUUUUACAUUUUGACGCAUUAUAUCCAGAUGAGGCGGUACAUGUUUUAUGGAGUAUGCGCUUGUAUGUAACAAGUCCCGUACUGUAUAUUUGUAUGCAUAUGCAUAUGUGUAUAAAAGAGAACGUCUAAUAAAGGUAUAUUGAAUGAACUAAAAGGUCGGGCCUGCUGUGGUUUCCCGUCGGC
Molecule: messenger RNA, 1761 nt
Organism: Pungitius pungitius (ninespine stickleback)
Lineage: Eukaryota; Metazoa; Chordata; Actinopteri; Perciformes; Gasterosteidae
Product: transmembrane protein 25
Exons: 9
Coding region: 171-1319 (382 amino acids)
Biological process (GO): negative regulation of excitatory postsynaptic potential
Source: RefSeq, a predicted model, not a curated record